Molecule: messenger RNA, 966 nt
Organism: Cladophialophora immunda
Lineage: Eukaryota; Fungi; Ascomycota; Eurotiomycetes; Chaetothyriales; Herpotrichiellaceae
Exons: 2
Coding region: 1-966 (321 amino acids)
Biological process (GO): nucleobase-containing compound metabolic process
Molecular function (GO): 3'-5' exonuclease activity; nucleic acid binding
Source: RefSeq, a predicted model, not a curated record
AUGCGGAAAAAUACCUUGCUCGCCCGAGGUCGAGCUUCUUCCACUAUGGCACCGUUCGUCGUCGACGACGAAGUCAAACUUGAUGCUCUACUCGCUCUCAUUACAAAACGUGUGGGGGCAGAUCAGGACCAGCUGAUGUUCGUCGAUCUGGAGGGUGUCAACCUCGGCCGCUCAGGCACGAUUGCCAUUAUGCAGUUGCUGAUACCACCCAGCCCUGUCGUCUACCUGGUCGAUGUCUACCGGCUUGGAGCGAAAGCGUUCCGCCUCACCACGGCGGACGGGACUAGUCUUCAAACUGUGCUGGAGUCUCCCAACACCCUCAAAGUCUUCUUCGACAUUCGCAACGACUCGGACGCCCUCUAUGCCCACUUUGGCGUCAACGUCGCCGGCAUCAUCGACCUCCAGGUCAUCGAGUAUGCCACCAGGAACCCGAGAGGCCAGUACGUCAAUGGGCUGGCCAAGUGCAUUGAAAAGGACCUACCCCCCAUUCCCGGCUGGUCCCUCGCCAAAGCGAGCGGGCGGCGUCUCUUUGCACCCGAGGAAGGAGGGAAGUACGAGGUCUUCCUCGAAAGACCCUUGUCGGAUGAGAUCCUCAAGUACUGUGAGCAAGACGUGAUGCUCAUGCCUCAACUUCUGGCCGUGUAUGGCGGGAAGUUGCAAGCUGGUCCAGCCGCGCAACUCCAGGGAAUUGUCGACGAACGUAUUCGGCUGUCCAAGACCGACACGUUCAACGGCAAGGGUCGGCAUAUGGCGGUCGGACCACGUCUUGCAAAGACACGGUUUGGAAACACGUCGACGAGCCGCGAACUAGAGCUCGUCCGUUCGCCUCGACUUGUUCGUCUGUGUCGCAUCGACGACGACAGUUGCAUCGACGAUCUGAGCAGUCAGCUGGGCGCCGUGCAGGUCCACGCCGGAGAAGCAACGGCAUCCGUUGGCGCAGGGGACCCUCGAGCCCGAUGUCUGUGA